Molecule: messenger RNA, 1386 nt
Organism: Octopus bimaculoides (California two-spot octopus)
Lineage: Eukaryota; Metazoa; Mollusca; Cephalopoda; Octopoda; Octopodidae
Source: RefSeq, a predicted model, not a curated record
AUGGUGGACAUUAAUCAAUGGGACGCUUGUAACACAACUGUUUUUAAGACUAUAAAUACAGUUAAAGAGACCGACGAUGAAGAAUUUUUAUGGAAUGAAACAUUUCUUAAGGAAAGAUCAUUAUGUGGAAAUGUUCCUGAAUAUGGCUGUGAGAUUUGCGGACAAACAUUCUCUUCAAAACAUGAUAUCUACACGCACAAAAUAAUACACAACAGGGAAAAACCUUAUUAUUGUAAAAUAUGUGGGAAAUAUUUUGUAUCUGACAGGGAUUUAAUAAAACAUAGACGGUCACACCCUGGAGAAAAGCCGUAUGAUUGUGAAAUUUGCGAGAAGUCAUUUUCCCUUAAUUCUGUUCUUCUUAUCCACAAACGUAUCCAUACCGGAGAAAAACCUUUCCAAUGUGAAAUAUGUGAGAGAUCAUUUUCUCUUAAAUCUGUUCUUCUUAGCCAUAAACAUAGUCAUGCUGGAGACGGACCUUAUAAUUGUGAAGCACGUGGGGAAUCAUUUACUGUAAAAAGCCCGUUAAAAACACACAACACUUGUCAAACGGGAGAAAACCCAUUUAGGUGUCAAAAAUGUGGGAAAUUGUUAAUUAAUAAUUUUCAGCGUGUCAUUCAUAAAUGUAGUCCUACUGGGAAAAAGCAUUAUAAUUGUGAAAUAUGUGGAGCGUCAUUUAUCACUAAUGGUCUCUUAAAAGCACAUAUAUUAAAUCACACCGAAAAAAAAGGGUUUCACUGCGAAAUAUGUGGAAAAUCUUUCACUAAAAAGUCCAGUCUUGAAGUUCAUAAACGAAGUCACACUGGAGAAAAACCAUAUCGUUGUGAAAUAUGUGGUAAAUGUUUUGUGUCUAAUAGUAACAUAACGAAGCACAAAAGAAUACAUGUUGGAGAAAGGCCAUAUCAAUGUGAAACAUGUGGGAAAUCUUUCACUCAAAACCCUCAGCUUCGUAUCCACAAGCGUGAUAUAUGUGGGGAGUCAUUUAUCACUAAAAGUUUUCUUAAAAUGCACACUCUAGAAUUGUUUCACUGUGAAAUAUGUGGAAAGACUUUUAGUAAGAAUUCCAGUCUUGUAGUUCACAAACGUUGCCACACUGGAGAAAAACCCUACCAUUGUCAAAUAUGCUGGAAAUCUUUUGUGUCGAACAGUAACUUAACAAAGCACAACAGAGUACAUGCUGGAGAAAAACCAUUUCAAUGUGAAAUAUGUGGGAAAUCUUUCACUAUGAACUGUAAUCUUGUGGUCCAUAAACGUAGUCACACUGGAGAAAGGCCUUAUCCUUGUCAAAUCUGCAUGAAAUCUUUUGUCUCUAGCAGUGACUUAACCAAGCACAAACGAUUACACGUUGGAAGAAAAAAAAAACUCACUGCAAUAACGAAAUAUUUCUAA